Messenger RNA from Paramuricea clavata, 828 nucleotides. Lineage: Eukaryota; Metazoa; Cnidaria; Anthozoa; Malacalcyonacea; Plexauridae. The record is from the annotation of a GenBank genome assembly.
AUGGCGUCCACUUCACAAGAAUUCGAAGAAAUUGAACAAAUAGAAGUCUUAAAUGAAUCUAAUCAAUCCAUUCAAGCGACUGAUAAUGCUACUAAUAAACGUAAGCGAAGUACUGUAUGGCGGUAUUUCUCAAGACAUGAAUUACAGGAAGGAAUAUCCAUUUGUACAGUAUGUGGAGAGACUGUCAAACCUAGCAAUACGACAAAUCUCUUCAAGGUAUGUAAAUAUAUAUUAUAACGAGUUUGCGAAGCAUUUGGGUUUCACUCACAGAAAAGUUACCCCUUACUGGCCCCGGGCUAACGGUGUAGUAGAGAGAUUCAUGCGCACCGUGAAGAAGGUGAUAAAGGCAGCUGUGAUGGAAAACAAAGUUUGGAAGCAAGAAAUGUACAAAUUUUUACGAAACUACAAAGCUACACCUCACACGUCAACCAAAAUCCCACCAGCCAUCGCACUGUUUGGCCGUCCAACUCACAAGAUGACUUUAUACAUAAAAACGAUGAUCAUGCUAAACUCAAGAUGAAGUACUAUGCUGACCUGAAAUCCAAUGUCAAACUCAGCCAUUUAGAAGAAGGUGAUACAGUACUUCUGAAGAACGACUACAAAAGUAAAAGGUUUCCGCCGUAUGAUCCACAUCCAUAUAAAGUGGUGGAGAAGAAAGGAUCAAUGGUCACUGCAAGGAGAGACUCCAGAUCAGUAACCCGUAAUUCGUCUUUCUUCAAGCCUGUUGUAAAGCCGGAAAAUGAAGAAACAGAAUGCCCAGAACUUUGUGUUCCAGAAAGAUCACAAGAAAAUCCUGACAUCUCUGAAGACGCUGAAUGUGAAACAUGA